This is a messenger RNA of Coregonus sp. 'balchen', 270 nucleotides long. The record is from the annotation of a GenBank genome assembly. Lineage: Eukaryota; Metazoa; Chordata; Actinopteri; Salmoniformes; Salmonidae.
AUGUUGACGCAUCUCUGUGUCACAGAGCUACAUUCUCUAAUGGCUGCCAAGGGCCAGACCAAGAGUGGGAUAAAGUCAAAUCUGCUGGUGAGCGCUGUGGGGGUUAUACAGACCCAGUGCAAUUCCCACCUGCUCACAGUCUUGCGCCAGCUCUACCAGGAACGCUACGCCUACCAGACAGUUCCUGGCAACAGCCAGAGGACUCCUGGAAGCCACCAGGAGGAGCAGACCGUGGCGCCGGUGGUGGAGCCAACACACAACCCCACAUAA